AUGCCGUCGUCGCGUUUCGACCCGGGCAAGCUGUUCAUCCGCACGCGCUUCAACUACGAAAAGGUGCCCGGCGCCGACAACAACAGAGGCGACGAGCCGCUGCCGCUCUUCAACGCAAAGUCAUGGGGCCACAAGGUCCGCCAGCCCGCCUGGGCUAACCGCCUCCAGCGUCCGCGCAUGUCUUUUGCGCGGCUCAUCACCCUCGCCGUCACAAUUGUCGUGCUGGUGUCCAUGCUCGCCACGGGCAUCUACCGGAGACACAAGUGGCACCAGCAAUUACGGCACGGCGAGGCUGCGAAGCAGUACCACUGGGAGCACUAUCCUCGAUUAAAUGGCUUUUUCAACGGCGUCCGCACGCUCGUCCCGUACGGCGACUGGGUGUCCGAGCAGGACUACGUCAAGUACUCGCAGAGCCCCAACCCCGAGGACAACAUCAAGCCCAAGUGGCCCGCCAUGUCCAAGGACAACAAGGAGCCGCCCAUGGACCCCCAGGUGUUCGACCCCUACAAGUUCGACUCGCCCGAGUACCUGAAGAUGCACGACAAGGUCGAGACCUGCUACCUCGAUGAGGAGGAGACGGUCGACCUGCCCGACAUCUAUGCCUACCCCGGACUCCCCCAGAACAUGACUGCCCCCUUCUUCGGAUCCUACGAGGAGCUCGGCAUGGACGACAAGAAGUGCUUCGACCGCUUUGGUCGCUUCGGCCCCUACGGCUACUCGUACUCCCGCGACGAGGGCGGUCUCGACAUGGCCGGCAAGUCGGAGAAGGCCGGUGCCGACAAGAUCUGGAGCUACGAGAAGAAGGUCGACUGGCGCAAGGUCAGCUGGGCCCAGGCUCAGAAGAAGUGCCACGAGAAGAACAAGCACCGCUUCGACAAGAACGCCACCACGUCCGAUGAUGAGCCUGCAAAGAAGAAGCUCCCCCGCCACGCUUACAUUCUCCGCACAUGGACCGGCUACAAGUACAGCGACUACCAGAUCCUCACCAUCCGUGCCAUGAUCAACGAGCUGGCACUCAAGUCUGGCGGCCAGUACGACGUUCACUUCCUCCUUCACGUCAAGGACGACAGCCUGCCAAUCUGGUCUUCCGAGGAAGUCUACCAGAAGGUCAUCGAGGACAACCUUCCCAAGGAGUUUUGGGGCAUGGCCACACUUUGGUCAGAGCAGCAGAUGCGCAUGUACUACCCCGAGCCCUUCCCCAACAACGUCUACAACCACGCAAAGGCCCCUGUUCACUCUGUCUACCGCAGCGCACAUUUCGCUCUUCAAUGGUUUUCGCAGGCUCGCCCCGAAUACGACUUUUACUGGAACUGGGAAAUGGAUCUCCGUCUCACCGGUAACUACUUCGAGUUCCACAACUCCAUCGGCGAGUGGGCCAAGAAGCAGCCACGCAAGGGUCUGUGGGAGCGUUCGUCGCGUUACUACAUUCCCGAGCUGCACGGCUCGUGGAAGAACUUCACCGAGAUGGUCGAGGAGGAGCUGUACAACAGCGACGAGAAGCCGGUCUGGGGCCCGCCCAAGUUCGAGAAUACGGGCAUGCUUCCCAGCCCACCUGAAGUGCAACCACCGCACUCGUACCUCCAGGACAACUACGAAUGGGGUGUUGGCGAGGAGGCUGAUAUCAUCACUUUCAACCCGAUUUUCGACCCUGCGAAGACGAACUGGGUUUUCCGCGACGAUGUGACCGGCUACGACCUCGAGCUCCCUGAGCCUCCACGACGAUGCGCUAUCAUCACCGUCUCACGACUUUCGAAGAGGUUGCUUGACCUAAUGCAUCGCGAGACCUACCUAAUGAAGCACCACAUGUUCCCUGAAAUGUGGCCUCCCACGGUCGCAUUCCACCAUGGACUGAAGGCCGUUUAUGCCGCGCACCCUGUCCACUUUGACCACAACUGGCCAUUGGAGGCCAUCGACAACACCUUUAACAAACCACCGAAACCAACCGACAGCGUCUUCGGAUGGGGUGAACACAAUCAGCUGGGCAGCAGCUUUUACUACAACGCUGCGUUUGGUUCCGAAUGGUGGCGCCGCUGGUUGGGCUCCCGCGAAAAUGACAAGGGUGGCCCGGCAGCGGAAGAAGCCGGCACCGGCCGUCUUUGCAUGCGCUCGACAUUAUUCCACCCUGUGAAAUACGAAAAGGGCUCGGAUUGA
Parastagonospora nodorum SN15 is the source of this 2151-nucleotide messenger RNA. RefSeq lists its product as hypothetical. Lineage: Eukaryota; Fungi; Ascomycota; Dothideomycetes; Pleosporales; Phaeosphaeriaceae. The transcript is spliced from 2 exons. The coding region runs from base 1 to 2151 and encodes 716 amino acids. The record is from RefSeq and is a predicted model, not a curated record.